This is a messenger RNA of Hyla sarda, 1860 nucleotides long. It is a transcript of the gene PTGES2, whose product is annotated as prostaglandin E synthase 2. The transcript has 7 exons. Gene Ontology annotation, molecular function: prostaglandin-E synthase activity. The record is from RefSeq and is a predicted model, not a curated record. Gene Ontology annotation, cellular component: mitochondrion. NCBI's taxonomy places the organism in Eukaryota, Metazoa, Chordata, Amphibia, Anura, Hylidae. The coding region runs from base 123 to 1325 and encodes 400 amino acids.
UGUCAUGUGACCGUUUCAUAAUAUAGUUCCCAAUAGCCGUGACGUCACGGCGCUCUGCGCUUUCUAGUUGGCUGCCUCGUCUUCACUAGGGAGGAAGGGGGCGGGGCUAAGCUGUGGGCAAGAUGGCGGCUCGCAGGGCUCACGAGCUGGGCGCUAGGACAUGGCGACUGGCCGGGCAGCUGAGGGGUGGCAUGACUGGGCUCCGGGUGCCCAUAGCCGCCGGGUUGGCCCCUAUAGGCUCCGUAGCGUUCAGUGCCAGUUUUAGCCGGCUUCCUCACUCACUGAGCCGAGUGAAGGCGCGGAGUGUGCCCUUGGCUGCACAGCAGAGCUGGUACAGGAGUGGAUGGAGGGGGCAGGAGGCAGGGAGCGGGGGCAGGAGGGUGUGGGGCCUGGUGUUCGCCUUUGGUGGGGCUUAUGGGGUGUAUGAGACCCUAAAGUAUUCCCUGGGGGAGCAGCAGGCGGAGGAGUUGAAGGUCUCAGAAGGAGGUCUCCAGCUGACCCUUUACCAGUACAAGACUUGCCCAUUCUGCAGUAAGGUUCGCACCUUCCUGGAUUAUCACCAGCUGCCCUAUCAGAUCGUGGAGGUGAAUCCGGUCCUGCGGAAAGAAAUUAAAUUCUCCAGCUACAGAAAAGUCCCCAUUCUUAUAGCCAAUGCCGAUUCCCAUUUGCAAAUGAACGACUCCUCUGUGAUCAUCAGCGCCGUGAAAACUUUCCUCGUGUCCAGAAAGAAAAACCUGGAGGAGGUUGUAUCGUACUAUCCGGCUAUAACGGUGACGAACGACAAAGGGAAGGAGUCGGUGGAGUACCAGAACAAAUACUGGCUGAUGCUGGACGAACAGGAGACGAAGCGGCUCUACGAGUCUAAAGAGUCACAGAAGGAGGAAAUGAAGUGGCGUCGGUGGGCAGAUGACUGGCUGGUCCACCUCAUCUCUCCUAAUGUUUACCGCACACCCGGGGAGGCACUGGCAUCAUUCGACUACAUUGUUCGUGAAGGGAACUUUGGCUCUGUGGAAGGCUUCUUCGCCAAAUACGUGGGGGCGACUGCCAUGUUUUUCAUUGGCAAGAGACUAAAAAUCAGGCACAACCUUCAAGAUGAUGUCCGCCAGGAUCUGUACGAGGCGGCCAAUACCUGGGUGGCAGCUGUGGGGAAGAAUAGGAAGUUCCUUGGGGGCGCACAACCAAAUCUGGCAGAUCUGGCCGUUUACGGGGUCCUGAGAGUUAUGGAAGAUCUACAGUCUUUUGAUGAUAUGAUGGCGAACUCCAAGAUCAAGCCCUGGUACCAGCGGAUGACCAAAGCCAUUGAAGAACACCCAAACGCACAAUGAACCCACAAUGAGGACGUUGUAAGGGACAAUUCCUGUCCUUCAAAGGGCUUCACAUUAUUCAUCAGAGCCAAAACGUUUAUUUUACGAUACCUGUGUGAACAGCAUCCAAAAAAUGUCACCACUCACUUAAAUUGUGAUCGCAGAUAAUGAAGCGUAUAUAGAUAGUCUCACGGAAAUGUGAGGGUUUUGCCUAAUAAAAGGCAUAUUUAGGUACCCCCCCCCCCCCCAUAUUGUGAUUGGAAGGCUCAGAUGUGUAACAUUGUCAGGAUUGGUAACAAUGGAAACGGUUAUGGACGGCCUUACUUCAUAUUACUUAUGUUUGUUUUUUUGUUUUUUAAGUAGCCAAAAUAAUGGACUUUAAAGUAAGACAAGUCAAAAUGUUUUGCCCCCUAUACCUACAGAAUAGAAGCAUUAUACCAGUGUCCCAACCAGUGUACAGUGUUUUCUAACCAGUGUGCCUCCAGCUGUUGCAAAACUACAACUCCCAGAAUGUUUUUUUUUUUUUUUAGAACAUAAGUUUUUGAAAAUUGUGUCC